AUGGCGAUCAGUGGUUGGUGCAUGGCGCUCGUAGCGCUGUGCCUGCUGGAGACAGGAUAUGGCCAAGAAGAGACAGGCGGGCCGCCUCCGAAUCCGGGGUUUUUGGUGCAGAGGGAAACUUUGCUGUCACGCGACUAUACGGGGUUCAACAUUCUCAUAGACCUAGCACUGGAAAGUGAUGCUAACGGGUUUUUUACACGCCAGGUUGUUGAGGCAACAAACACGCAUACUCGAUACGUGUAUAAAACACGGUCAAGCUUCUCCGCAACGCGGGUAAUUGAUGGCAACCAAACACUAUGGGAGUGUGCAUAUAAGCAUGCGGGACAAGUUACAAUUGAUGAUUUCGGUGGUUACAGUCUUAUGCAGCUGCAAGUAGACCUGGGUGAAAACCCCUUGGAAUUUGUGUACUACGAGAAAAGGAGUGCAUUAUGGGCGCAAAUUGACAGGAGAAUGUACAUCAAGGAAAUGUUUACCCGGCAGGUACAGGACGAAAUAGACCUGCGCCCCUCAGCAAUCAAACUGCUUGGAGGUUUUAAAGUCAGGAGCAUCAAAAACCCCGUCACACCUAUCGGAGCUCAGGUUGCGCCGAUGUUUGGCCACGUGAUCAAGACUAUAAAGUUCGGUCGGCGAACAUUGUGGGAGUACAGCCCAGAGGUUCAAACCGUUUGCAUUAGGGUUGAUAAGGUGGGCGCCAGCGGCGUUACGCUCCUCAUACUGCAUCUCAUAGAAAUCAACGAAAGGUACAGGGUGGCAUACAUGUACGGCAAAGGAAACCGCACCAUGAAAAAGCAAAAAUACCUCGAACUCUAUAAAAUAUUGUCUAUCAUCAGGCCGGUGCAUGUGCCCAACGUAAGGCUGCAGUUCGACGUUACGAUAAAACCCGAUGAGAACGCAAAACAGGUGAAGUCGUCUGACAGCAGUACAGACGAUGACGAGGAUGAAGACUCAGAUUCAUCACAAAUGAAGGCGCCGCUCAUCAAAAUCAUUGAGGAUGGGGACGUGGAGAAUGCGCUCAGCCAGGAGCAAUCCAAGCUCAAUACAUGGACGUGUGAGCAAUUGGAAGCCGACAACAGCAUAGUGUUGGAACAUGCGGGGGGCACGGUUUCGUGGAAUAUGGGGAUCCCUCAGGAGCAGGCUGGCAUCUCUAUCUCGACAAUUCAGCAAGACAAUGGCGACGUCAAGCGAAACGUUAUCACGCCGCGGAGAGGCGCUUUUGUAACAUGUCUAGACGAUGGCGAACGUCGAGUAUACACUGCGAAGGAUGAAUAUCCACAUAAGGUCGUUAAAGAGUUCGUCGCCAACGUGCUCGUGGUUGCCAUCUUUGCAACGCGACUCGACGGGAUGGCUAAACGCAGAUACUUUUUAAGGCGAAAAAGGGAGUGGAGUGAGACUAGCAAAGUCGGGUAUUUUAACACCAGGAAGCCCGUUGUUUUAGGCAGGGAUGUAGAUAUCGAUGAAAUGGAAACAUCAAACAGAAUAUUCUACAAUAAUAAAUAUGAAGGGAAGUGGUUGGCGCCAUACCUCAACUUCGGAAAGCAUGAUUCGAACGUAGAUGUAUCACCCAAAUUCACGUAUUCAGUCUCACGGGUCACAUACAAGAAACAGGAUCUCUGGGUCUUCAACAAGGCGGCAUUCGAGAUGGUGACAGAUAUCAAAAUAUGGCAACACGAGGAAGAAAGAGUGCUUACCAUUACCACAGUUAACGGUCGUGACAAACGUCAUGAGCGUAUGUUCCUUAUGACAAAUGACAAGUGGGACCUUGUCGAGGAAGGGGCAUUUGUCACCGCGUACAAAACGCCGUUAUUUAUAGACGCGGCCAAGUCCAAGCACGAUGGACUUAAUACAAUCACCACGUGGCCGCUACUACCCAAUCAGGACAACACCAUGAAGCCGCUUCUGGGAAACUAUAUACACACCGUGACUUAUGGAGACCAGAUGCUGUGGAAGCAGGAAGGGAAGGAUUACAUGUGCGACAGCGUAUAUAAUAUCGAGAUCAGAGGCGUCGUAAUUGUCACACUUAAAGUGUACGAUCGAUAUGGGGAUACGUACUACGUCUACUACCUGAAUGACGGCACCAACGACAAAUGGGUAGAAAUCGACGUAGUAAUGCUCACAUUCCUGGUAAGAAAUCUGCAAGCAAGUCGCGACUUCGCCGAUAUAUUGAAAAAAUACGAGUUCACGGCAGGCAAAUUUAAAGACAUAAUAGUGAAAGAUGCCAAAUCACCAACUGUGGAAUCAGAAUUGUGA
Molecule: messenger RNA, 2247 nt
Organism: Babesia ovata
Lineage: Eukaryota; Apicomplexa; Aconoidasida; Piroplasmida; Babesiidae
Product: signal peptide containing protein, putative
Exons: 1
Coding region: 1-2247 (748 amino acids)
Source: RefSeq, a predicted model, not a curated record